This is a messenger RNA of Penicillium waksmanii, 1005 nucleotides long. RefSeq lists its product as uncharacterized. The record is from RefSeq and is a predicted model, not a curated record. The transcript has 2 exons. Bases 1 to 1005 code for a protein of 334 amino acids. NCBI's taxonomy places the organism in Eukaryota, Fungi, Ascomycota, Eurotiomycetes, Eurotiales, Aspergillaceae.
AUGCCUACAGUCUUACUGCCUUCGUCGGCAGCUGCGUUUGCCCCGCGAUCCUCGCCCAAUGUCGUUCUCACCAGAAAGGUUGCACCGUGGUUGACGGCGACUCUAAAACGAGUCAACCGAGUCAAGCGCCCUUUGAACAACGUGACUCAACACACCCGCUGUCUUACCGAAACCCUGUCGUCGAGCAAUGCCAUCUGGACUCUAUGCUCCAUGAUGGACGACAACCCGCUGGUGGAAGGCCUGUUCAAUUAUCAGAUGAUUCAUAUCGAGGCCUAUGUGGUACACGUCGACAUGGUUUCCCGUAACGAAGUGGCAUUCAAGCUGACACCGGAGACGAUCGAAGCACUGGUGGAUUUUCAUAAAGACAUCUAUUCGGUCGAUGCUGCCGCCAACACAUGGGACUGGUCGGGUAAACAGGCUCAGCUGAAGAAGCUAGAAGAGGAGUUCGUACAGGCCGCCAACAAGUUCGUCUACCGCGCCGAUGCCGAAGCCCUGGAAGGUCUCGAGGAAGAUGGAGCGGGCGAACUUCUAUGUGGUCGCAGUGAGGAUGCCCAAGCUGCGAUAUCAGCGCUCUUCGUGCCUCUAUUGCCCCCACCCCCGCGGGUGGUGGAUGUUCUCCGACCUGUCCCUCUGCUGCCCAGCUCGACAGGCCCGGAGACCUGGUGGCAUCAGAAUGUGCCUUACCCGUCUUCGCACGUCGAGUCGUGGAAGGUAUUGCCGCCCAGUCCAUCCCCGGUCAGCACGGGUGAUAUUAAUCCGAAUCUCUGGGCUAGUAUUGGUUUCGGUGAUGCUCAGUCUCAGCUGCCUUCGCCCACCCCAUCUUACAGCCAACCCUUCACCACCGCGCCCUACCCAUCCUACGACUGCAUGGCCGCCACCUCUGCCGCCAUUUCCACCCUUCCGCUGCCCAGUAUGCUCGUGCAACCCUGCAGCACGGCUGCCAACAUGUGCGGCUUCGGUGGCUGGGAGAACUUCGCCCCGCUGCAGUAUGGCAUGACCAUCUAG